CCGUUAUAUGCACGUGUAUAUAAAGAGUGUUUAUCAUUUACAAGUCGGAUACCCAACGUAGCGGUAGUAAGGUGUUAGUGAAUUUUCAAAAUGAUUGAAUUAUCGUUGAAUAAUCCCGUUAUACAAGCAUACAUCGUUCAUUCUACAAUUUUAGCCGGCAAGUUAUUACUAAUGAGUAUUUUGACCGCUGCAGUGCGUAUAACAUUAAAAGUGUUCCCAAACCCAGAGGAUGCCAGUUUUUUAAGAGGUAAAGUGAAGUUUGGUGACCCCACAGUGGAACGUGUGCGACGCGCGCAUCGUAAUGAUUUGGAAAACAUACCAGCGUUCUGGAUCCUUGCAGCUUUCUAUUUGACAAUUAACCCAUCAGCCGCAUGGGCAAUUAUGUUCUUCAGGGUAUAUACUGCAUGCCGUAUCGUGCAUACUCUGGUGUAUGUUAUCCCCGUUCCACAGCCUUCGAGGGCCAUUACCUUUGGUAUUGCGUAUGCUAUAAAGAUGUGUAUGGCUGCGCAAAUAAUUUUAUACUAUAUUACAUCGAUUUCGUUUAUUUUUUACUCUGGAGUUUUGGGUGCCAAAAUGUUGUUUAUGUCAUUUUUAACUGCGAGGCAAAGAUACAGGAAAAACGUAUUUGCCAACGAGGAAGACGCAAAGGCAAAAAAGGGUGUUGUGAAGUUUGACGAUCAGGACGUCGAGAGAGUUCGACGGGCGCAUUUGAAUGACCUUGAGAAUAUACCUGCUUUCUGGGUCCUUGGAGCAUUGUACUUGACGACAGGUCCGUCUGCGGCUACAGCAAUAACCUUGUUCCGGGUGUAUGCCGCGGGUCGCAUUUUGCAUACAAUUGUAUAUGCUGUUACACCUAUACGGCAGCCGGCUCGGGCGAUCGCAUUUGGAGUGCCCAUGUUAAUCUCGCUGUUCAUGGGAGCAAAGGUCGCAACACACUACUUGGCAGAUAUGUAAAUAUAUAUUUGCGAACGGUCAAGGAGCAUUUAUAAAACAUGUGAUUUGUCAUGAGUGUAGGUACUCUAUACCACAAUGCGCUAGCAUUUAAUUGUCCUAGAAAAUUAAGAUAAUGUUUCAUAUUAUUAGCUAUUAAAUGUAUGUUUAUUA
Messenger RNA from Zerene cesonia (dogface butterfly), 1104 nucleotides. RefSeq lists its product as uncharacterized. Gene Ontology annotation, cellular component: membrane. NCBI's taxonomy places the organism in Eukaryota, Metazoa, Arthropoda, Insecta, Lepidoptera, Pieridae. The record is from RefSeq and is a predicted model, not a curated record. Bases 91 to 954 code for a protein of 287 amino acids. The transcript has 2 exons.